Punctularia strigosozonata HHB-11173 SS5 is the source of this 1514-nucleotide messenger RNA. Its product is annotated as methionine aminopeptidase. Gene Ontology annotation, biological process: proteolysis. Bases 8 to 1216 code for a protein of 402 amino acids. Gene Ontology annotation, molecular function: metalloaminopeptidase activity. The record is from RefSeq and is a predicted model, not a curated record. NCBI's taxonomy places the organism in Eukaryota, Fungi, Basidiomycota, Agaricomycetes, Corticiales, Punctulariaceae. The transcript has 14 exons.
AUCCUCGAUGAGCGGCGCCGGCAUUCCCUGUCAGAGUGACAACUGCAAGAACGGGAAGCCUCCUUCUCGGCUGGAGUGUCCUACUUGCCAAAAACUAGGUAUUCAAGGCUCGUUCUUCUGCGAUCAGGAUUGUUUCAAAGCCAAUUGGGUAAGGCCUUGGCACUUCAGUCGCAUAGUAACGUCGCCGCUCAACCGCCCGCAGAAAACCCAUAAGAUCAUACACUCGGUCGUCUCGGCGAGCAAAGCGCAUAACAAAGAUUUCAAUGAACCGGGCAUCGAAGGCGCAUACAUUCCCGACUGGGAUAUCUCCUUCACAGGAAAAUUGCGACCCGUCUAUCCACUUUCACCGAAGCGUGCCGUCCCUGACCACAUACCUCGACCGGAUUACGCAGAACGCCGCGAUGGACGGCCUGUGACUGAGGAAAGAGCGUGGGGUCAGCCGCCCCGCCAAUUGAGCAAGGAAGAGCAAGACAAGAUGCGGAAGGUCUGCAGGUUAGCACGCGAGGUGUUGGACAUCGCAGCCUCCAACGUCAGACCGGGGAUCACUACAGACGAGAUAGACGCCAUCGUGCACGAAGAGACGAUCAAGCGCGAUUCGUACCCGUCUCCGCUGAACUACCGUCAAUUCCCGAAGUCCGUCUGCACUUCGAUUAACGAAGUCAUCUGCCACGGGAUCCCCGAUCAACGGCGACUCCGAGAAGGCGAUAUCAUCAACAUCGACGUGUCACUUUACUAUCAGGGAUACCAUGCCGAUCUCAACGAGACUUACCCUGUUGGGAAAGUGGACGAUGACGCGUGGAGGGUAAUGCGGGCGGCCAGGAAAUCCCUAUUCGAAGCAAUAAAGCAGUGCAAACCGGGCGCGCUUUUCCGCGACAUCGGAAAGACAAUAGAACCUGUUGCUCGCGACCAUGGUUGCUCCGUCGUCCGCACGUACACUGGCCACGGCGUUAACGACCUGUUCCACACCGCGCCGAACAUCCCGCACUAUGCUAAAAACAAAGCUGUCGGCACGAUGAAGCCGGGAAUGUGCUUUACCAUUGAGCCGAUGAUCAACUUGGGUGGCAAUUGGGGGGAGGUUCAUUGGCCGGACAACUGGACCGCUACGACUACGGACGGCAAGCUCAGCGCACAGUUCGAGGAGACCCUGCUAAUAACCGAAGAUGGCGUCGAGAUUCUGACCAAGGGUCAGCCAAGGAAAGACCUUGGAGAAGAGUAAAUCUCCGUUGCCGGCCUUCUGCGAGUACGAGUUCGGCUUCUCCUUUAUCGCGACUCUUUGGCCGCGGGUUACUGGAAGAGCCUUCCCGUCGGAGAAGGAUGACAUGGGUCGCGAGGGGAGAUCAUGUGUCCGCUGCACGGAAUGUCUUAUCACUGGGAGAUAACGAGUUGCCGGGCGUCACCACAGCCCGCGCCGUUUCCCAGGACAUCGUUUUACGCAACCGGGACGCUCGAUCGUCAUGUAAAGAUCCCACCGAGUACUUCUGCUAGCGUUACCUCCACCCCGACUUAAUUGGCCG